Molecule: messenger RNA, 1722 nt
Organism: Synchiropus splendidus (mandarinfish)
Lineage: Eukaryota; Metazoa; Chordata; Actinopteri; Syngnathiformes; Callionymidae
Gene: cct3
Product: chaperonin containing TCP1, subunit 3 (gamma)
Exons: 13
Coding region: 84-1697 (537 amino acids)
Biological process (GO): protein folding
Cellular component (GO): chaperonin-containing T-complex
Molecular function (GO): ATP binding; ATP-dependent protein folding chaperone; ATP hydrolysis activity
Source: RefSeq, a predicted model, not a curated record
GCUUACGUGAUUGGUGGAGUUGCUGCCUCCGCCAUUUUGCUUUCUUCCCGAAUCUUCCAGCUCCUAGACUACAUGCGGACAAGAUGCUCGGCCAGCAAGUGCUCGUUUUGAACCAGAACAUAAAGCGGGAGUCGGGUCGGAAGGUCCAGGUCGGCAACAUCACCGCCGCAAAGGCCAUCGCUGAUGUCAUCCGGACCUGUCUGGGCCCACGGGCCAUGAUGAAGAUGCUGUUGGAUCCUACUGGAGGAAUCGUCAUGACCAACGAUGGAAACGCCAUUCUGCGUGAGAUCCAGGUGCAGCAUCCUGCUGCCAAGUCCAUGAUUGAAAUCAGUCGCACACAGGACGAGGAAGUCGGCGAUGGAACCACAUCAGUCAUCAUCCUGGCGGGGGAGAUGUUGUCCGCCGCAGAACAGUUCCUGGAGCAGCAGAUGCAUCCCACAGUCAUCAUCGGCGCCUACAGACAAGCACUGGACGACAUGCUGGAGACGCUGACUGAGAUCAGCACUCCUCUGGACCCCUCAGACCGGCCCCGCAUGCUGCAGAUCAUCCACUCGGCCAUCAACACCAAAGCUCUGAGCCGCUGGUCUGAGCUGGCCUGCAGCAUCGCGCUGGACGCUGUCAUGACCGUCACGCAGGACCGACACGGCCGCCGGGAGAUCGACAUCAAGAACUACGCCAAAGUGGAGAAGGUUCCUGGGGGCAUCAUGGAGGACUCCAGAGUCCUGAGCGGCGUCAUGGUCAACAAGGAUGUGACCCACUCCAAGAUGAAGCGCCUGAUCAAGAACCCCAGAAUCAUCCUGCUGGACUGCUCCCUGGAGUACAAGAAGGGCGAGAGCCAGACGGACAUAGAGAUCAGCAAGGAGGAGGACUUCUCCCGCAUCCUGCAGAUGGAAGAGGACUACAUCCAGCAGAUCUGCGAGGACGUGAUCCGCCUCAAGCCUGACGUGGUCUUCACUGAGAAGGGCAUCUCUGACCUGGCACAGCACUAUCUGGUGAAGGCAAACAUCACCGCCAUCCGGCGUAUCAGGAAGACUGACUGCAACCGCAUCGCCAGGGCUUGUGGCGCUCGCAUCGUCAGCCGCACGGACGAGCUCCAGGAGGAGGACGUGGGCACCGGAGCUGGCCUGUUCGAGGUGAAGAAGAUCGGCGACGAGUAUUUCACCUUCGUGACCGAGUGCAAAGACCCCAAAGCUUGUACCAUCCUGCUGCGCGGGGCCAGCAAAGAGAUCCUGGCGGAAGUGGAGCGAAACCUGCAGGAUGCCAUGCAGGUCUGCCGCAACGUGCUGCUGGAGCCCCGCCUGCUGCCUGGAGGGGGCGCCACCGAGAUGGCCGUGUCCAAGAGGCUGAUGGAGCGAUCCUGCGCGCUGAAAGGAAUAGAACAGUGGCCGUACCGAGCCGUGGCCCAGGCCCUGGAGGUCAUCCCCAGAACCCUGAUUCAAAACUGCGGAGCCUCCAUCAUCCGGGUGCUGACGUCACUGCGGGCCAAACACGCUCAGGACGACGGCCUGAACUGGGGUGUGGAGGGUGAGACGGGCACUCUGGUCGACACGUCCGUGGCUGGAAUAUUCGACCCCCUGGCUGUCAAGGUCCAGACCUACAAGACCGCUGUGGAGACGGCCAUCUUGCUGCUGCGCAUCGAUGACAUCAUCUCCGGUCACAAGAAGGACAAAGGUCAGCAGACCGGCGGAGACGAGUAGAACCAAUAAAAUAUUGUUCACCACG